This is a messenger RNA of Cyclospora cayetanensis, 1476 nucleotides long. RefSeq lists its product as uncharacterized. The record is from RefSeq and is a predicted model, not a curated record. The coding region runs from base 1 to 1476 and encodes 491 amino acids. Lineage: Eukaryota; Apicomplexa; Conoidasida; Eucoccidiorida; Eimeriidae. The transcript is spliced from 2 exons.
AUGAAGUUAGCUGUGGUGGCCAUUUCUUUGGCGCUUUUGCGCCUUAGCCCCGUGGAGUGUACAGGGCAGCAGUCGCGGACAGAUUGGACUACGCGGCUACUUGAAGGGCAGCCAGGUGCUACUUAUACCGACAGUAAACAUUUGCCGGGAGCCGCGUCCUGGUGGAAUGGACUAGCAUUGCACCAGGAUCUUCCAAAUUCUCAAGUCCAGCCCCAGCACCAUGUAUUCACGAUGCCUUCAAUGCAACCCCAGAUGGGAGUCCGGCAACAAGAACUGGUUCAACAGCGCCUAGAAGCAAAAACCAAACCGGCAGGAUCAGUGGGCGUAGAUCAGCGAGCGGUUCCCGGUGCGGCCACUUCUACCGCUGCAGCUAGCUUGUGGAGAGCAUCAAGUACAGGCCAAGCGGUACAAGAACUUGCGACAAGGACCUUUCGUGUAUUUCAGCGCCCGUCUACUGGUUGGGGCGGGAAUAGCGAAUUUCCCGAAGUUUUGGUUCCAGCGGAAAAUGUUUUAAACGCUUUGGUGGAGCUCAGCAAGCUCGUUCAAGCUGUUCGUGCAUUUUGUGAAGCCGAAAGCACGCAAAGGAGAUUAGAGGGAGACUUUGCAGAGAUGUCUCAGCGCAUGCCUAAUAGUGCUGGUGCAGCUAGUAUGUUCCCGGUGGAUGCAUUCAUCAAGCAGGGUCAUUCAUACGCACGGCGUGUGACGGGACAUCUGCGCGCACUUAGAGACCUACUGAACACGGUGUGCGCAUCAGACUCUACCAGAGAAAGCGUCCUGCGCGCCGUGCAUGUGUUUAAUUCAACGAUGUCUGAUACCACAAAGGUGUAUCGACUUGGCACUCAGUUGGCCGGCGCUGCUGUUGGUGCUGUCUUACCCCACGUUUCCACGUGCUCCUUCUUCUCGAAAAACGGCCCCCGUGAUGCAUACAAGCUGUUGACAUUGGUAAAUUCUCGCAUACUUUCUACGUUGCGGUAUUUGUACAAAGCGUCGGAACUUUCCCGCAAGGUAGCUGGAGAGCUCGUCGAUCUGGUAUCAGGGAACAUCCCGCCCCAGUCCGUGCAAGACUUCGCCGGCUCGCAGCCAUUCUUAAGGGCAGCAUCCUACUUGACGACAGCAGAGGCACGUUCCGUAUCAGCAGUGACUUACUUCAACGAGCUGGCGGCCGCAUACAAAAGCCAUACCGCGCCUUCUUCGCUUUCUUCUGUCGGUCAAACCACUGGUAUUUCGCCUGCAGAUUCACCGUUGGGCGAAGAUCAGCAGACUAUUGAGUAUGACCAAGACGUGCUGUCCUUGAUGGCAGACGACCUGGAUAUUGACGGCAGUGCACAUGCUGAAGGCAAUCCUGAAUACGCCGACUACGACUCCAGAGGAACCCAAGAACUUCAGACCGUCGCAGACGACAUGUUCUUCCACCCUUCCGACGGAACUGAAAUGGACUUGCAAAGUGACGUCUCGCAGACCCAAUCCGACUCUUGA